UGGGGUAUCGUCUUUCCGGAAGUGCUAGCUGUUUACUACGGUAUCAAGAUGCUGCGCUGCGUUGAGCUGCUUCACAAUUCCAAGGUUCUUCACGGCGACAUCAAACCGGACAAUUGGUUGAUGAUACCUGGGAACCCGUCAUCUGAACUGUCGAUGACCAACCAAGAAUCGAAAGCUGACAAAGAUUUCGCGGCUGGUGACCUUUAUCUGAUCGACUAUGGGAGAUCGAUAGACUUAAGUCUGUAUCCAGAGGGGACAGUGUUCAGAGGCAAUUGCCACGCAAAAGGCUUCCAAUGCGUCGAGAUGCUUACUCAGCGUCCGUGGACAUACCAGAUCGACACGUUUGCAUUUUGCGGGACGAUGCACUGCAUGCUCUUCGGGGAGUACAUGGAAGUCAAGCCCUGCCUUAAUGCCCAGGGCGCGACGCACUGGGAAAUUUUCCGGCAAUUCAAGCGCUAUUGGCAAGUCGACAUGUGGAAAGAGUUUUUCCACGUGUUGCUGAAUGUAAGCAGUUGCACGGAUCAGCCCUCCUUACUCAAUCUUCGAAGGCGCUUCGAAAACUACUUCGUGUCCGAUGGAAGCCGUCAACAAGAGCUUUUCAGGCAGCUAAGUCGACAAGAUACGUUUCUCAAGAAGCCACCCGUUUAG
Molecule: messenger RNA, 648 nt
Organism: Phytophthora infestans T30-4
Lineage: Eukaryota; Oomycota; Peronosporomycetes; Peronosporales; Peronosporaceae
Product: serine/threonine protein kinase
Exons: 2
Coding region: 49-648 (199 amino acids)
Biological process (GO): protein phosphorylation; meiotic sister chromatid cohesion, centromeric; mitotic spindle assembly checkpoint signaling
Molecular function (GO): ATP binding; protein kinase activity
Source: RefSeq, a predicted model, not a curated record